Messenger RNA from Mesocricetus auratus (golden hamster), 2455 nucleotides. RefSeq names its product cation channel sperm associated 1 (gene Catsper1). Gene Ontology annotation, biological process: calcium ion transport; spermatogenesis; transmembrane transport. Gene Ontology annotation, molecular function: voltage-gated calcium channel activity; calcium-activated cation channel activity. The record is from RefSeq and is a predicted model, not a curated record. NCBI's taxonomy places the organism in Eukaryota, Metazoa, Chordata, Mammalia, Rodentia, Cricetidae. The transcript is spliced from 12 exons. Gene Ontology annotation, cellular component: CatSper complex; membrane. The coding region runs from base 99 to 2315 and encodes 738 amino acids.
GUUGGCAUUGAGCUCAGCUUUAGGAGAGAAGGAGACCCAGGAAAGGUCCUUCGAGUUCUGUGUUUGAGCUCUCUUUAUUUCAGGGUUCCAGCACAGUCAUGGAUCAUACCUUGAAGAUAGAUGAUGCUCGUUAUGAUACACAUCUUAGUUCAAGCUAUUACUCCCACUCACGAACCUCCCAUGCACACCAUCAGCCAAUCCACCACGGUGCAUUCCAUCAUUCUCAUGAGUCCCAUCACCAACCAUCUCACCACCUUAUUGGAUCCCACCAUCAAAAUGGGUCCCAUCACCAACCAUCUCACCACCUUAUUGGAUCCCACCAUCAAAAUGGGUCCCAUCACCAACCAUCUCACCACCUUAUUGGAUCCCACCAUCAAAAUGGGUCCCAUCAUUUCCAUUUCCAUGAGCACUCAGAUUUCCAUGGGGGCACACUGUCACCUCAGCCCCAUCACCACAUCAGAUCCCAUAUGUACAGUUCACCUAGUGCCAUCCCUCACCACCAUGGUGGGCCCCAGGAUGACCCUCACUCCCAUACUGAGUUCUUCCAACAUAGCGAGUUCCAACACCACAGCAGACAGCACCAUCAUGGAGGGUACCAUCGAGCUAGUGAAACUUUUUCCCACUUGUCCUCUAUUGGGUCGCACAGCCAAAGGAAUGUUUCCCAGCAUGGGAAACCCCAUUAUGGUACUAUGUACCAUCAAGUCCACCACUAUGGCAGGCCUCACCAUCCUGAAUCCCACCACCACCAAAGGCAGCCUCAAUAUGGAGAGGGCCCCUCCUUCCUCUCCUUUGAGGGGUCCUACUACCAGGGAAGAUUUCAUCCCCAUGAGAGCCACCAUGGGAGCCACCAUGGGAGCCACCAUGGGAGCCACCAAGCCUAUCACCAUGGUGAGCAUCCCCACCACAGAGAGCACCAUCACCACAGAGAGCACCAUCAUGGCGAGCAUCCUCACCACAGAGAGCACUCCCACCAUCAUCAUCGGAGCACCUCCCAACUCUCCUUCCAGCACAGUGCAGUUGGUGUCUCCCCUUCCCAUAUGGGCACCAAAAGCUCAGUCUACAGUGUGCCUCACUCCCACCUGGCAUCUCGAUCUCAGACCUCUCGUGUUUCCAGCAAAAUUCAUCCUAAAGAGAGCCUCAAAGAAUCAGACUCCUGGAGUGACAGUGAGCAAAUUCAGAAGCGCAAAAGGACCCAGAGGGCCCACAAGAAGCUGCACUCCGGGAAUAUCUUCCAACGGAUUUGGGAAAAAAUAUCCAACCUCCUUUGGGGUCUCCGAAAAAUGAUGAUGUCACUGACUCAGUCCCUGAGCUUUGAAGCCUUUAUCUUUGUCGUCGUCUGCCUCAACACAGUCAUCCUUGUGGCCCAGACCUUCACUGAGCUAGAGAUCAGAGGUGAAUGGUACUUCAUGGUCUUGGACUCCAUUUUCCUCUCCAUCUACGUAGUUGAAGCUGUGCUCAAGCUAAUUGCCCUGGGCAUGGAGUAUUUUUACGACCCAUGGAACAAUCUGGACUUCUUCAUUAUGGUCAUGGCAGUGCUGGACUUCGUGCUCCUCCAAACCAACUCCCUCUCCUACUCGUUCUACAACCACAGCCUGUUCCGGAUCCUCAAAGUUUUCAAGAGCAUGCGGGCUUUGAGGGCCAUCCGGGUCCUUCGGAGGCUCAGCAUCCUCACCAGCCUCCACGAAGUAACCGGGACGCUGAGUGGGUCUUUGCCGUCUAUCACAGCCAUUCUCACCCUCAUGUUUACCUGCCUGUUCCUCUUCUCUGUGGUGCUCCGGGCACUGUUCCGGAAAUCGGACCCCAAGCGCUUCCAGAACAUCUUUACCACCCUAUUCACCUUAUUCACCAUGCUUACUUUGGAUGACUGGUCCCUCAUCUACAUGGACAGCAGGUCCCAGGGGGCCUGGUACAUCAUCCCCAUCCUCAUGGUCUACAUCAUCAUCCAGUACUUCAUCUUCCUCAACCUGGUGAUUGCUGUCCUAGUAGAUAACUUCCAGAUGGCUCUUCUCAAAGGCCUAGAGAAAGAGAAGCUAGAGAAAGCUGCCCGGGUCCACGAGAAGUUGUUGGAUGACUCUCUGACAGAGCUCAACCAAGCAGAUGCCGAGGCCCAGAUGAGCGAGGGCGCCUUGCAGAUGCAGUUUAUUGAGAGAAUGUUCAGCACCAUGACAGAGAAGCAGCGAGAGCUCCACUUCCAGUUCCUGCAGUUGGUGGCAUCGGUGGAGCAGCAUCAACAGAAGUUUCGUUCCCAAGCAUCUGUCAUUGAUGAGAUUGUGGACACUGCAUUUGAGGCUGGAGAAGAGGAUUUCGGGAAAUGAUCCUGCAGAGUACCACCAUAUCGACUCGAGCCUCUGGCAAAUGGCCUACCAGGAUGGGUCGGGACAAGUCCCUAGCUCUGCUGGCAUUGUUAUCCAGAGCUGUGCUGGACUGAGGUCCCAACAGAGUUUUAAAAACCCCA